This is a messenger RNA of Centruroides sculpturatus (bark scorpion), 658 nucleotides long. RefSeq names its product putative inorganic phosphate cotransporter. The coding region runs from base 29 to 658 and encodes 209 amino acids. Gene Ontology annotation, molecular function: transmembrane transporter activity. The record is from RefSeq and is a predicted model, not a curated record. Lineage: Eukaryota; Metazoa; Arthropoda; Arachnida; Scorpiones; Buthidae. The transcript has 5 exons. Gene Ontology annotation, biological process: monoatomic anion transport; transmembrane transport.
UCGACGUUUAAACAGUAGUAAGUUAGCUAUGGCAUUGAAAAAAAGUGUUCCAGCACGUUAUGUACUAGUAUUAUUUAUCUUCCUGACGUCAAUGGUACUGAAAAGUCAGAGAGCGAUGAUGAACGUAGCAAUUUUAUCCAUGGUCAAUCACUCGGCGAUAUUUAUUAUGCAAAACGAAACACAUUCUGACGAAUGUCCCGGAGGUAACGAAGAAAAUGUCACAUAUACCUAUAUGGAGGGAACUCAUGUCUGGACACAGUCGACUCAAGGUAUUAUUCUUGGAAGUUAUUUUUAUGGUUACGUCUUUGCACAAGUGGUCGGUGGUUACGUGACAUUCUUAUUAGGUCCCAAAAACGUUUUCAUAGCUACUGCCUUAAUUUCAUCUAUAUUUGUAUUAUUAACUCCAACCACCACAAAUUACGGUGUUGCAAUUGUAUCAUUAGUGCAAACUAUAAUAGGCUUAUCACAGGGUUUAUUUUAUCCUGCAUCAUAUACUAUCUUAGCUAGAUGGAGUCCCGUAAAUGAAAAGUCAAGAUUCGUUUCUAUAUGUGCUAGUGGAAACCAAGUUGGCUCAAUCACAGGAAUGAUCGUAACUGGUUACCUCUGCCAAUAUGGAUUUGCCGGAGGAUGGCCAUCCAGUUUUUAUGUUUUUGCAUAA